Molecule: messenger RNA, 1506 nt
Organism: Solea solea (common sole)
Lineage: Eukaryota; Metazoa; Chordata; Actinopteri; Pleuronectiformes; Soleidae
Gene: kmt5ab
Product: lysine methyltransferase 5Ab
Exons: 8
Coding region: 139-1149 (336 amino acids)
Molecular function (GO): protein binding; histone H4K20 methyltransferase activity
Source: RefSeq, a predicted model, not a curated record
GGUUUUUAAAUCGACCACCUUCUCACCGUUUAACUCAGCGGUGCUGCACCGAUGUGAGUCGUUGUGGGAAAUAGUGAGUUUUUGAUACGAGGCGACACUGAACAACAGACUUUGUCACCAACGACUUUACAGACUGACAUGGCAAAAGGGAAGAAAAACGCACAGAGAACUGUUGAACACAAAGUCGCUUCACAGACUUCAGAGACAAAGGAAAACAAACCGGCGACUAACAAGGAUUGCAUUGGUAAAGUACAAUCGAUAAUCCAGUGUCUACGGAGUCCGAGUAAACCUCGAUCCCCUCUGAGUGACAGUUCAAGCAUGUUGAUCCAGGAAGGUAAUGAAUCUGAAUCUGUGGCUCAUCCUGACACGUCAAAGCUGAAAAAAGAUGCACCUAAAGAAGUGAAACGCGAUAGUUGUGAGUCCAAAGAGCAGAAGGCUGAAAUGCCUUGUCACAGUCAUGGGACCAGAGAGCAAUUCACUGACCAGCCCGAUCAGAAAGAGACAAGCACUUACACAAACCAGGUCAGGUCUGCAGCAGACGGCAAAGUUUCAGCGUCCAAACCUCGCAGCAGAACUGGUCACAGAGGUGGAACAAAAAAGACAGAUAAUAAAGCUUCCCAAAACAGAAAGGUCACAGACUACUUUCCAAUACGAAGAAGUAACAGGAAAACUAUGGCAGAACUAAAGAGUGAAGAACACAAACAUCUUGACGACCUGAUAAAGAAUGGCAGUGAAGAUGGAAUGCAGGUGAAACACAUAGAAGGAAAAGGAAGAGGGGUGUUUGCUGUCAAAGACUUCAAAAAAGGAGAGUUUGUUGUGGAGUACCAUGGAGACCUACUGGAACUAGCAGAGGCUAAAUUAAGAGAGGCCCAGUAUGCUGAGGAUCCCUUAACAGGCUGUUACAUGUACUACUUCCAAUAUCAAACUAAAACAUACUGUGUAGAUGCCACAAAGGAAACAAGUCGGCUUGGAAGACUUGUUAACCACAGUAAAAACGGCAACUGCCAGACGCGGCUUCACGCCAUCGAUGGAACCCCACAUUUGAUCCUGGUGGCCUCCAAAGACAUUGAGGCAGAGGAGGAGCUGCUGUAUGACUACGGCGACCGGAGUAAAGCCUCCAUCAUGGCUCACCCUUGGCUCAAACACUGAAGUGUUAUGUAUUUGAGAUGAAUUGGUGCUCUCUGAUGUCCUGUUUUUUUUUUUUUUGUAAAAAGAUGCUGUAGAUGAGCAGUCCACAACAUUUUUUAAUUAGGAUGAAAAAAAGAAGAGAAAUUAGUUUUAAAUGGAUGCUAAAGCUUCAGCUUGUGAAACAUGUAUUUUUUUGCAACAGCUUUUAUAACCUUUUAUAUUUUUUCUUAUCUAUAUGUAGCAGAUUUAAUAUUGGAAGAGGAUUUCCCCCCUGGAGAGUUAGUUUCCUUUUUCUAUUAACUAUAACUGUAAUAUUCAUUUCUGCUAAUUGUAAAUUAUUACCUGUGCUGUAAAUUGAAGAAUAAACAGUUCAGCUCA